Messenger RNA from Paraglomus brasilianum, 563 nucleotides. The record is from the annotation of a GenBank genome assembly. Lineage: Eukaryota; Fungi; Glomeromycota; Glomeromycetes; Paraglomerales; Paraglomeraceae.
AAAUUAAAGACGAUGGGCAAUUAGAAACGAGGGUAGAAAAUAUAUUAGUAAAGGGGGGAGAGGAAGUUGAGGGAAUGUUAUUAGAAAGUAGGGUAGAGAGUGUAUUGGUUAACGUAGAAGAGGGAGAUGAGGGUAGGCAAUUAGAAAGAAAGGUAGAGAGUGUAUUGGUUAACGUAGCAGAGGAAUAUGAGGAAAGGCCAUCCGAAAGAAGGGUAGAGAAUGUGUUGGUGAACGUGGAAGAGGAAUACGAGGAAAUGGAAUUAGAAAAUAAGAUAGAGAAUGUGUUAGUGAAUGCAGAGGAAAUGGGAUUAGAGAGAAGGGUAGAGAAUGUACUAGUGAAUGUGGAAGAGGCGUAUGAGGGAAUGCAUUUAGAAAGAAGGGUAGAGAACGUGUUAGUAAAUAUAGAAGAGAGGGAAUUCGAGACGAGAGAAGAAGAAGAGGAAAGUAUAGGAUGGAGUGAAAGUAGAGAUAGCUCGUUUAGUGAUGAUUCGAUGGAUUUUUACGAAGGAAGUUUAAGCUACGAAGAGUCAGACGAUGAUAUCUCAGAUACAGUGGAAAUAUGA